Messenger RNA from Penicillium angulare, 474 nucleotides. RefSeq names its product hydrophobin family protein. The record is from RefSeq and is a predicted model, not a curated record. The coding region runs from base 1 to 474 and encodes 157 amino acids. NCBI's taxonomy places the organism in Eukaryota, Fungi, Ascomycota, Eurotiomycetes, Eurotiales, Aspergillaceae. Gene Ontology annotation, cellular component: fungal-type cell wall. The transcript is spliced from 3 exons. Gene Ontology annotation, molecular function: structural constituent of cell wall.
AUGCAGUUCUCCAUCAGCGCCGUUGUUCUCGCUUUCGCCAGCAUGGCCACUGCCCUCCCCACUGAGGCCUCCAACAACGGUCUCCAGUCUCAGGAGCCCGGCCACGUCCGCUGGCCUGUCCCCGGCGGCAUGUCCGUCAAGGAGGCCCAGUCUAAGUGUGGUGACCAGGCUCAGCUCUCUUGCUGCAACGUCGCCACCUACGCCGGUGACACCACUGAUGUCAACGCUGGCAUCGGUGGUGGUCUCCUCUCCAACCUGAUCGGUUCUGGAUCCGGUGCCAAGGGUGCUGGUAUCUUCGACCAGUGCUCCAAGCUGGAUGUGCAGAUCCCCAUCCUCAUCGCUGUCCCCAUCCAGGAUGUACUCAACCAGCGCUGCAAGCAGAACGUGGCCUGCUGUGCCAACUCUCCCUCAACUGCCAGCAACGAUCUCGUUGGCGCUGGUCUUCCUUGCGUUGCCCUUGGCUCCAUCCUCUAA